Molecule: messenger RNA, 1119 nt
Organism: Diaporthe amygdali
Lineage: Eukaryota; Fungi; Ascomycota; Sordariomycetes; Diaporthales; Diaporthaceae
Exons: 4
Coding region: 1-1119 (372 amino acids)
Source: RefSeq, a predicted model, not a curated record
AUGUCCUCGAUAUCAGAUCUUCCGACCUCUUCGCUGCAGAAGACUGGAAUUGCGCUGGAAGUACUAUUUCCGCUUUUGUCCUUGAUUACAGUCUCUAUGAGAGUCUACGCGAGACUAGUUACGAGAACAUUUGGUUGGGAUGACGGUCUCAUAAUUGCUGCCAUGUUACUAGCAAUUGGCCUUGCAGUCACUGCGAUCUUCGCUAUGAGAACUAUGUACAUCGGGAUCCACUACUGGAAUGUUCCAAUGGACUGGGACUACAAGCGAGCUUUCAUUUGGACAUAUGCUAUGGGAGUCGUUUACAUGCCUAUAUUAUCCAUCGUCAAGAUCUCCGUUCUUCUGUUCAUUCUGCGAUUCUCCGGUGUCAAAAAUUCUGUGAGAUACAUAGUAUGGGGAAACGGUAUAUUCAACCUUCUACUGAUGAUUUCGGUCUUCUUCGUUAUGCUUUUCGACUGCGUUCCGUUCGCGAAGAACUGGGAUUCUACACUCGACGGGUACUGCGUUGAUGUUGGCAAAUUCAGCCUUGCAAGCAGUAUUUUUGCCAUCGUCACAGACGUUAUAGCUAUUGCUUUACCGUUCUACAUCUUUUGGAGCCUCAACAUGAGUAGGCGGAAGAAAUUAGGCCUCAUGCUCAUUUUCUCUGUGAGCAUCCUGUCCGUUGCUUUCUCGUGUAUCCGCCUGUAUUACAUCAUGGGAUUAUACACGACUACGAACCCGGAUCCAGAUACCAAUUAUAGCAUCACGUUCACAUUCUCGGCAAUAGAAGUCAACCUGGCCAUCAUUGCCGCUUCCAUCCCCGCGCUAUGGCCCUUAGUCAGUGGGCAUGUUGGAAAGACGACUACGGCCGCUAGCAGUGGCUUCAACACUUCGCGACGAUAUACCAGGAACCAGCAAGGAUGGAUACGGACGAGCGACCAGAACCAGAGUCUAGACGAUAGCAACGAAAAUCAUGAAAUCGACCUCAAUGACAUGAGCGGUCGAAGAGUCCAGACGCAUAUCGGCAGAGGAUCGGUGCCGAAUGAUUCCGACGAGGAGAUACUUCCAGAUCGUAGCAGCCGGCCGGAAGACGGUUCAAUAGUAAAAACCACUCAGAUUCGUUAUUCGGUUUCGAAAGGAUGA